AGUCCAGGACCUCAAGGAGACCAUAAAGGAGGCGCCGGUGGUCCAGGAAGUGGAGGAGGAGGUGAAGAAGGCAAAGGCAGUCAAGAAGAAGAAGGCGAAGGUAGUCCAGGAGGUCAAGGAGUUCACAAAGGAGGCGCCGGUGGUCCAGGAAGUGGAGGAGGUGAAACCAGUCAAGAAAGAGAAGGUGAAGGUGGCUCAGGAGGUAAAGGAGACUAUAAAGGAGAUACUGGUGGUCCAGGAAGUGGAGGAGGAGGUAAAGAAGGAAAAGGCAGUCAAGAAGAAGAAGGCAAAGGUAGUCCAGGAGCUCAAGGAGACCAUAAAGGAGGCGCUGGUGGUCCAGGAAGUGGAGGAGGAGGUGAAGAAGGCGAAGGCAGUCAAGAAGAAGAAGGCGAAGGUAGUCCAGGAGGUCAAGGAGACCACAAAGGAGGCGCCGGUGGUCCAGGAAGUAGAGGAGGAGAAGGUGAAAAAGGUGAAACCAGUCAAGAAAGAGAAGGUGAAGGUGGCCCAGGAGGUAAAGGAGACUAUAAAGGAGGUACAGGUGGUCCAGGAAGUGGAGGAGGAGGUAAAGAAGCAAAAGGCAGUCAAGAAGAAGAAGGCAAAGGUAGUCCAGGAGCUCAAGGACACCAUAAAGGAGGUGGAGGAGGAGGUGAAGAAGACAAAGGCAGUCAAGAAGAAGAAGGCGAAGGUAGUCCAGGAGGUCAAGGAGACCACAAAGGAGGCGCCGGUGGUCCAGGAAGUGGAGGACGAGGUGACGAAGCCAAAGGCAGUCAAGAAGAAGAAGGCGAAGGUAGUCCAGGAGGUCAAGGAGACCCCAAAGGAGGCGCCGGUGGUCCAGGAAGUAGAGGAGCAGGUGAAAAAGGUGAAACCAGUCAAGAAGGAGAAGGUAAAUGUGGCCCAGGUGGUAAAGGAGACUAUAGAGGAGGUGAAGGUGGUCCAGGAAACGAAGAAUGAGGUGAAGGCAAAGGCAGUCAAAAAGAAGGUGAAAGUGGGCCAGGAGGCAAAGGAGACAAUAAAGGAGGUGACGGCGGUCCAGGAAGUGAAGGAUAUGAUGAAGGUGAGGGUGGCCCAGAAAGUAAAGGAGGAGGUGAAGAAGACGCAGGCAGUCAAGAAGGAGAAGUUGUUGGUGGCCCAGGAGGCAACGAAGGAGGCGAAGAAGGCAAAACCGAUCCAGAAGGUUCAGCUGAAGGUGAUCCAGGAAGUGAUGGACGUGCCGGUGAAGGAAUUUGAGGCGUCGUCCUCGGAAGCUUCAUCCCCAUCUGGGAGGAAGAGGAGGACGAGGAGGCGACCACAGAAGUCCAUAGAGGAGGUGCAGGAUCAGCCCAAAAAGAGGCCCCUGGUCCGGGCCGCGUCGGAGGAGAGCGCCGCCGACCUGUACCCGCUGGGGGGCUCGCCGUCCCCGGGCGACACGCUGCCAUGGAACCUGCCCAAGCAUCAGCGCAUCAAACGCUCCAAGUCGGCCUCGGGCGACGUGCUGGAUCCGGCCGAGCGCGCCGUCAUCCGGAUCGCAGACGAGCGCGACCGAGUCCAGAAGAAGACCUUCACCAAAUGGGUCAACAAGCACCUAGCGAAGCACUGGAAGGCCGAGGCCCAGCGACAUGUCAGCGACUUGUACGAGGACCUGCGAGAUGGCCACAACCUCAUCUCCCUGCUGGAGGUUCUCUCUGGGGAGACGCUGCCGCGGGAGAAGGGCCGCAUGCGCUUUCACAAGCUCCAGAAUGUUCAGAUCGCGUUGGACUUCCUCAAGCGCAGACAGGUCAAACUGGUCAACAUCAGGAAUGACGACAUCGCCGACGGAAACCCCAAGCUGACCCUGGGCCUCAUAUGGACCAUCAUCCUGCACUUCCAGAUCUCCGACAUCCAGGUGAACGGCCAGUCGGACGACAUGACGGCCAAGGAGCGUCUGCUGCUGUGGUCCCAGAGGAUGGUGGAGGGCUACCAGGGUCUCCGCUGCGACAACUUCACCAGCAACUGGAGGGACGGCAAGCUCUUCAACGCCAUCAUUCACAAACACAGGCCCAACCUCAUCGACAUGAGCCAAGUGGGCCGCCAGACCAACCAGCAGAACCUGGAGCUGGCCUUCGGUGUGGCCGAGCGCGAACUGGGCGUCACCAGACUGCUGGACCCCGAGGAUGUGGACGUGCCGCAUCCCGACGAGAAGUCAAUCAUCACGUACGUGUCGUCGCUGUACGACGCCAUGCCCAGGGUGCCCGACGUUCAGGACGGCGUCAAGGCUAACGAGCUGGAGCUGCGCUGGCAGGAGUACUACGAGCUGGUCACCACGCUGCUGCAGUGGAUCAGACACCACAUCCUGGUCUUUGAGGAGCGCAAGUUCCCCAGCAGCUACGAGGAAAUUGAGGUUCUCUGGCGUCAGUUCCUCAAGUUCAAGGAGACGGAGCUCCCUGCCAAGGAGGCCGACAAGAACCGCUCCAAACAUAUCUUCAAGUCCUUUGAGGGCGCGGUGCAGGCGGGUCACGUCAAGGUGCCGUCGGGCUACCACCCGCUGGACGUGGAGAAGGAGUGGGGGCGCCUGCACGUGGCCAUCCUGGAGCGGGAGCGCCUGCUGAGGACCGAGUUCGAGAGGCUGGAGCGACUUCAGAGGAUCGUCGGCAAGGUGCAGAUGGAGUCGGGCGUGUGCGAGGAGCAGCUCAACCAGGUGGAGGCGCUGCUGCAAACGGACGUGCGUCUGUUGAACUCGGGCAAACCCGCCCAGCACACCGCCGAGGUGGAGGCCGACCUGGAAAAGGCGGAGGGCAUGAUUCGCUUCCUCUUCAACGACGUACAGACGCUUAAAGACGGGCGCCACCUUCAGGCCGAGCAGAUGUACCGCAGAGUGUACCGCCUCCACGAGCGUCUGGUGAACCUGCGCAGCGAGUACAACUUUCGGCUCAAGUCGGGCGUGAGCGUGGCGCAGGCGCCCGCCACGCAGGUGUCCAUGACGCCGGUGCACGGCGGGGCCACGCAGGCGCGCGCGGCGCAGGUCCUCCAGCAGGCCCCCGUCAGGCUGCGUCCCGAGCUGGACGAGGUGACGCUGCGCUACGUCCGCGACCUGCUGGGCUGGGUGGAGGAGAACCAGCAGCGUGUGGACCAGGGCGAGUGGGGCGCCGACCUGCCCGCCGUCGAGUCGCACCUGGGCAACCACCGCGGCCUGCACCUCUCCGUGGAGGAGUUCCGCUCCAAGGUGGAGCGCGCCAAGGCCGACGAGACUCAGAUCUCACCUGUGAGUAAGGAGGCCUACAGAGACUACCUGAGCCAACUGGAACAGCACUACGGGAAACUCCUGAACUCGUCCAAGUGUCGCCUGCGCCACCUGGAGCAGCUGCACGCCUUCGUGACGGCCGCCACCAAGGAGCUGAUGUGGCUCAACGAGAAGGAGGAGGAGGAGGUCAACUACGACUGGAGCGAGCGCAACACCAACAUGGCGGCCAAGAAGGACAACUACUCGGGUCUGAUGCGGGAGCUGGAGCUGCGGGAGAAGAAGAUGAGCGCCGCGCAGGUGACGGGAGACAAGCUGCUGAGAGACAGACACCCCGGCCGGAAGACCGUCGAGGCCUUCGCCGCCGCCCUGCAGACUCAGUGGAGCUGGAUCCUGCAGCUGUGCUGCUGCAUCGAAAGCCACCUGAAGGAAAACGCCGCCUACUUCCAGUUCUUCGCUGACGUGAAAGAGGCUGAAGACAAGCUGAAGAAGAUGCAGGACACCAUGAGGAGGAAGUACACGUGCGACCGCUCCGUCACCGUCACCAGGCUGGAGGACCUCUUGCAGGACGCCGCCGAUGAGAAAGAGCAGCUGAGCGAGUUCCAAACUCACCUGGAAGGUCUGAAGCGGCGAGCCAAGACGGUGGUGCAGCUGAAGCCGCGCAACCCGGCCACCGCCAUCAAGAGCAAGCUGCCCAUCCAGGCCGUUUGCGACUUCAAGCAAAUGGAGAUCACGGUCCACCGCGGGGACGAGUGCGCCCUGCUCAACAACUCCCAGCCGUACAAGUGGCGAGUGCUGAACCGCCACGGCAGCGAGGCCACGGUGCCGUCCAUCUGCUUCUUGGUUCCGCCCACCAACAAGGACGCCGUCAACAGCGUCACCGGGCUGGACGGGAACCUGCAAAAGCUGCAGACGAUGUGGCAGAGCUUGUUUGUGGACCUGAGGAGUCUGCUGUCUUGGCAGUACCUCAUGCGAGACAUCCACAUCAUCAAGACCUGGAACAUCUCCAUGUUCAAGACGCUGACGGUGGAGGAGUACCGGCUGGCCCUGAGGAACCUGGAGCAGCACUACCAGGACUUCCUGAGGGACAGCCAGGACUCUCAGGCCUUCGGGGCCGAGGACCGCAUGCAGGUGGAGUCCAGCUACAACAAGGCUAACCGGCACUACAACACGCUGGUCAGCACCGCAGAACAAGGCUACGUGCCACCCAAGACGGGAGAGCAGGACGAGUCGGUGUGCAGGAUUUACCUGAGCAAGCUCAAGGACCUACGCCUGAGGCUGGAGGGCUGCGAGAACCGAACGGUGACGCGACUUCGCCAGCUGGCCGACAAAGAACCGCUCAAAGCCUGCGCCCUAAAGACCACCGAGCAGAUGAAAGUCCAAACCGAGCUGGAAGGCCUGAAGAAAGAACUGAACUCCGUUGCCGAGAAGGCGGAGGAGGUUCUGUCCUCGCCUCAAACAUCCAGCUCCGGCCCCUUGCUGCGUUCGGAACUUGACGGCACGCAGAAGAAGAUGGACCACGUCUACGGCCUCUCGUCCAUCUACCUAGAUAAGCUGAAGGCCAUCGACGCGGUGAUCAGGAAAACCAGCGACGCCGAGGAGACGCUGAAGAGCUACGAGACUCGUCUGCUGGAUGUUCACAAAGUCCCGACCGAGGAGAAGGAGGCGGAGAAGCAUCAGAGCCAGAUAAAGAAAAUGAAAACAGAGUCCGAAGCGGACCAGGCCGUGUUUGACCGCCUGCAGGACGAGCUCAAGCGGGCGUCGGCCGUCCACGACAAGAUGACGCGCGUCCACAGCGAGCGCGACGCCGAGCUGGCCCACUAUCGCCACCUGGCGGCCGGCCUGCAGGACCGCUGGCAGGCGGCGUUGGCUCAGCUGGAGGUCCGAAAGCAGGAGCUGGAGCUGAUCCGACGCCACAUGAGCGCCUACCGCGACGGCUACGAGUGGCUCGUGCGCUGGCUGGCGGACGCCAAGCGGCGCCAGGAGGAGAUCCAAGCGCUGCCCGUCAGGGACGGAGCGGCGCUGAAGGAGCAAUUGGCUGAGGAAAAGAAACUUCUGGACGACAUCGAGAAGAACAAGGACAAGAUCGACAAGUGCCAGAAAAAUGCCAAAGACUACAUUGACUCUGUCAAGGAUUACGAGCUUCAGCUCCUGACCUACAAAGCCCUGCAGGACCCGGCUGCCUCGCCACUGAAGAAACCCAAAUUGGAGUGCGCCUCUGACGACAUCAUCCAAGAGUACGUCACGUUAAGAACCCGUUACAGCGAGCUCAUGACGCUCGUCAGCCAGUACAUCAAGUUCAUCACGGACACACACCGCCGCCUGGUGGACGAUGAGAAAGCCUCGGAGAAGCUGAAAGAAGCAGAGCAGAAGAGGCUGGCGGAGAUUCAGGCCGAGUUGGACAAACAGAGGCAGCUGGCCGAGGCUCACGCUCAGUCUGUGGCCAAGGCCGAACAGGAGGCCGAGGCCCUCAAACUGAAGAUGAAAGAGGAGGCCGGCAAAAGGCAAGACAUCGCCGUGGACGGGGAGAGGCAGAAACAGAGCAUCCAGCAGGAGCUGCACGAGCUCAAGAGUCUGUCGGAGCAGGAGAUCAAGACCAAGAACGUGCAGCUUGAGGAGGCUCUGAUCAGCCGGACCAGGAUCGAGGAGGAGAUACGCAUCAUCCGUCUCCAGCUAGAGACGACCAUAAAGCAGAAGAGCACGGCCGACGUGGAGCUUCAGCAGCUCCGCGAUAAAGCAGCCGACUCUGAGAAGCUCCGGAAAACUGCUCAGGAGGAGGCCGAUAGGCUUCGCAAGCAGGUGGCCGAGGAGACUCAGAAAAAGAAGAACGCGGAAGACGAACUGAAGCGCAAAGCUGAGGCAGAGAGGGAGGCCUCCAAGAAGAAGCAGAAGGCCUUGGACGACCUAGAGAAGUUCAAGAUGCAAGCAGAGGAGGCCGAGCGGCGCAUGAAACAGGCAGAGGAGGAGAAACUCCGGCAGGUCAAGGUGGUGGAGGAGGUGGCGCAGAAGAGUGCCGCUGCACAGUUGCAGAGCACCUCCAAAUCCUUCAGCGAAAGGGCGACCAAACUGGAGGAGUCCCUCAAGAAAGAGCAGGGCACCGUGCUCCAGUUGCAGGAGGAAGCCGAUAAGCUCCGCAAACAGCAAGAGGAGGCCAGCAAAGCUCGGGAACAGGCAGAGAAGGAGCUGGAGAUGUGGAGGCAAAAGGCCAACGAGGCUCUCCGCUUGAGGCUAAAAGCCGAGGAAGAGGCCCAGAGGAAGAGCCAGGCGCAGGAGGAAGCAGAAAGGCAGAAAUUGGAGGCAGAGCGUGACGCCAAGAAAAAAGCAAAGGCCGAAGAGGGCGCCCUCAAACAGAAGGAGAAUGCGGAGAAAGAGCUGGACAAACAAAGGACUUUUGCUGAGCAGAUUGCCCAGCAGAAACUGUCAGCUGAGCAAGAAUGCAUCCGCCUCAAGGCAGAUUUUGAACACGCCGAGCAACAGAGGAGCCUCCUGGACAACGAGCUCCAGCGUCUGAAGAAUGAGGUGAACACCGCUGAAAACCAGAGAAAGAAGCUGGAGGAGGAGCUGGCCAAGGUACGAAGCGAAAUGGAUGCCCUUCUCCAGAUGAAGGUGAAAGCGGAGAAGGAGACGCUGUCUAACACGGAAAAGACCAAACAACUUCUCGAGUCGGAAGUCCUGAAAAUGAAGCAGCUUGCCGACGAAGCGGCCAGGCUGAGGUCAGUGGCCGAGGAGGCCAAAAAGCAGAGGCAGCUUGCCGAGGAAGAGGCGGCCAAACAGCGAGCCGAAGCUGAGAAAAUCCUGAAGGAGAAGUUGGCCGCCAUCAAUGAGGCGACCCGUCUCAAGACGCAAGCCGAGAUCGCCCUGAAGGCCAAAGAGGCCGAGAACGAAAGGCUGAAAAGACAAGCUGAGGAUGAAGCCUACCAGAGGAAGCUGUUGGAGGAUCAGGCGGCUCAGCACAAACAAGACAUUUCUGAGAAAAUGCAACAUCUGCAGAGCUCGUCUAACUCCGAAUUGGAGCGACAGAAAACAAUCAUUGAGGAAACUCUCAGACAAAGGAAAGUGGUGGAGGAGGAGAUCCACAUCAUCAGGAUCAACUUUGAGAAGGCCUCAAAGGACAAAUUGGAUUUAGAGAACGAAUUAAAGAAGCUGAAAGAGAUUGCGGAAGCCACGCAAAAGAGCAAACUCAAAGCCGAAAAGGAAGCCGAGACUUUGAAGCAGCUCGCCGCAGAUGAAGAGAAGAAGCGAAAGGAAGCCGAGGAGAAGGUUAAGAAGAUCACGGCAGCAGAGGAAGAGGCGGCAAGGCAAUGCAAAGCCGCUCAGGAGGAGGUGGAGCGUCUGAAAAAGAGGGCAGCGGAAGCAAACAAGCAGCGAGAGAAGGCAGAGAAGGACGCCGAGCAGCAGGUGCUCCUGGCGAAGGAGGCUGCGCAGAAAUGCACCACCGCCGAGCAAAAAGCUCAAGAUGUCCUCAGCAAGAACAAAGAGGGCGAUCUCGCGCAGGAGAAGCUCAAGGAGGAGUUCGAGAAUGCCAAAAAACUUGCACGAGAAGCUGAAAAGGCCAAAGAGAAAGCCGAGAAAGAGGCGGCACUGCACCGCCAGAAAGCCGAGGAGGCCGAGAAGCAGAAAAAAGCUGCAGAGGAUGAAGCCGCCAAGCAGGCCAAAGCUCAGAAAGAUGCCGAGAAACUGAGGAAAGAGGCCGAAAGGGAGGCCUCCAAGCGAGCGGAAGCCGAGGCCGCUGCUCUCAAGCAAAAGCAGCAGGCUGACGCAGAGAUGACCAAGCACAAGAAGGAGGCCGAGCAGGCGCUGAAGCAGAAGUCGCAGGUGGAGAAGGAACUGUCAACUAUCAAAUUGCAGCUGGACGAAACCGACAAGCAGAAGGCCGUCUUGGAUGAGGAGCUCCAGCGGGUGAAGGGCGAGGUCGACGACGCUAUCAAACAGAAGGCGCAGGUAGAGGAUGAACUUUCCAAAGUCAGGAUUCAGAUGGAGGAGCUUCUUAAGCUUAAGAUACAAAUUGAGAGCGAAAACAAGCGUCUCAUGAAAAAGGACAAAGACAGCGCAAAGAAGCUGCUCGCGGAUGAAGCCGAGAGGAUGAAGAUCCUGGCGGAAGAAGCAGCCCGGCUCAGUGCGGAGGCCGAGGAAGCCGCCAAGCUCAGAAAGACCGCUGAGUCUGACUUGGCUGAACAAAGGGCACUUGCAGAGAAAAUGCUCAAGGAGAAAAUGCAGGCCAUCCAGGAGGCUACCAAGCUGAAAGCUGAGGCGGAGGACCUCCAGAGGCAGAAGGACAAGGCACAGGAGGCGGCCAAGAAGCUUCUGGAGGACAAACAGCAGAUCCAGCAGCGGCUGGACGAGGAGACCGAAGGCUUCCAGAAAUCCCUGGAGGCCGAGCGAAAGAGGAAGCAAGAGGUGUUAGCCGAGGCGGAGAAGCUGAAAGCGAAGGUGAAAGAGCUUAGCGACGCUCAGGCGAAAGCCCAGGAGGAGGCCAAAAAGUUCAAGAAGCAGGCGGCUGAGGCCAAAGCUCAUCUGGAGGGCUCACAACAGAAAGCCACUGAAACUGUGGUGCAAAAGCUGGAGACUCAGCGACUGCAGAGUACCAGAGAAGCCGAUGACCUCAAGAAAGCCAUCAUUGACCUGGAAAAAGAGAGGGAGAAGCUGAAGAAAGAGGCGGAGGAGCUUCACAAAAGUUCCAAAGAGAUGGCCCUUGCCCAACAAGAGCAAAUUGAGCAGCAGAAGGUCAUUCUUCAGAAGACCUUCCUCACUGAGAAGGAGUUGCUGUUGAAAAGAGAAAAGGAAGUUGAAGAUGAGAAGAAGCAGCUGGAGAAACAGUUCAAGGGUGAAGUGAGUAAGGCCAAGGCGCUCAAACAGGAGCAAGAGCGUCAGCAAAAGCUGAUUGAGGAUGAGCGGAACAAGCUCCAGGGCGUCAUGGAUGACGCCUUGAGGAAGCAGAAGGAAGCCGAGGCCGAGAUGAUGAAGAAGCAGAAGGAAAUGGAGGUGCUUGAAAAGAAAAGGAACGAGCAAGAAAAACUGUUGGGAGAGGAGAACAAAAUGCUGAGAGAGAAACUCAACAAUCUCGAGAUGGUGGCCAAAGGAAAUGCAUCUAAAAUAAAAGAAAUUGAGGUCCAGCCAGCGAGGGAUGCUGGGGAGCAGUUGGUCUCCGCCACAGUGUCGGUGACCACAAAGAAAGUUUACAAUGGCUCUGAAGUUGAUGGCGUUUCGCCUUGGGCCUUUGAUGGAAUAAGAGAGAAAGUUCCUGUCGAGAGGCUUCAUGACAUCGGUGUCCUGACCAAAAAAGAGUUGGACAAACUUAAGAAAGGUAAAGUUUCAGUGCAAGACCUCACAAAGACGGACAAGAUCCAGUCAUGUCUUAAGGGUCAGAGCUGCAUUGGCGGCAUCUUGACUCCCUCAAAGGAAAAAGUGAGCAUCUAUCAGGCUAUGAAAGACAACAAAAUUACACCCAGUACAGCUACGACGCUGCUGGAAGCUCAGGCAGCUUCUGGCUACCUCGUAGAUCCUGUUAAGAACAAACUCCUCUCUGUGGACGAGGCUGUAAAGGAGCAGUUGAUUGGCCCUGAACUCCAUGACAAAAUGCUGUCUGCCGAGCGAGCUGCCACGGGCUACAAAGACCCUUUCACGGGAGACAGAAUCUCCCUUUUUGAGGCCAUGAAGAAAGACCUGAUUGAGAAGGAGCAGGCUACCAGGUUCUUGGAUGUGCAGCUUGCAACCGGCGGCAUCGUUGACCCUAUUAACAGCCACAGAGUCCCGCUGCAGACGGCCUACAAGCAAGGGCAGUUUGACGCCGACAUGAAUAAGCAAAUGCCGGACUGCAAAUUGUUUGUGGAGCCCAGCACCCAGGAGGCCCUCACCUACAAGCAACUACUGGACAAAUGCACCAAGGAUGCGGGGUCAGGCAUGAUGAUUCUACCCGUGACUGAGAAAGCCGGCCAAAGCGAGAGAACGUACACAGAUGCUGAGAUGAAAGAAGUGUUCAGCACGUCCAACGUGGACGUGCCCUUUGGCAGGUUCAAAGGAAAGACGGUCACUAUUUGGGAAGUGAUCAACUCCGAGUAUUUCACGGAAGAGCAGCGACGAGAGCUGAUCCGCCAGUACAAGACGGGCAAAAUCACGGUAGAGAAGAUCAUCAAAAUUGUUAUCACCGUUGUGGAGGACAAGGAGAAGAACAACGAAAACGUGCUGAAUGGCCUGAGGGCCCCUGUGCCAGCCAGCGAACUUCUGGAGUCAAAGGUUAUAAGCAAAGACCUAUUUAACAAGCUAAGCAACGGCAAGAUCACUGUCAAAGAGCUCUCUGAGAUGGAUCCUGUGAAGAAAGCACUCCAAGGAACACCGAGCAUUGCUGGACUGUUUGACGAACCCACCAAGGAGAAAAUGCCUUUCUAUCAAGCGAUGAAAAAAGAGCUCCUCUCACCGGAGACAGCUGUUCAUCUUCUCGAGGCUCAAGCGGCUACCGGCUUUAUAAUCGAUCCCAUCAAAAACGAGCGGGUGCCUGUUGACGAAGCCGUCAAGGCUGGCUUGGUGGGCCCAGAACUCCACGAGCGACUGAUGUCUGCGGAGCGAGCGGUUAGUGGCUACAAAGAUCCUUACUCCGGCAAGAAGGUGUCUCUAUUUGAAGCCAUGAGUAAAGGUCUCAUCAAGAGAGACCACGGCAUCCGUCUGUUAGAAGCACAACUCUCCACAGGGGGAAUUAUUGAUCCGGUCAAAAGCUACCGCGUCCCACACGAGGUUGCCUGCAAACGUAGCUAUUUGGAUGAGGAAACCAGCACAACCUUGAGCAAGACAACCGACGAAACCAAGGUCUUCUACGAUCCCAACACACAGGAGGAUGCCACCUAUGCGCAGUUGAUGAAGAAAUGCAUCUCUGACAAUGAAACUGGACUUCCCUUGCUCCCGCUCGCUAAGAAGGCUCCAAAACCCAAAGAGGAUCAACAGAUUACAGAAGCCAAAACCAAAGAGGCCUUGAACCAGAGCACGGUGGAGCUGCACUACGGACCUUUCAAAGGCAGAAAGGUCACAAUCUGGGAGAUCAUCACCUCCGAGUACAUCACCGAGGAGAAGAGAAUCGAGCUGAUUCGCCAGUACCGAAUGGGCCAUGUGACAAUAGAAAAGUUAAUAAGGGUUGUGACGACCAUAGUGGAGGAAAAGGAAUCCUCUACAAAAGAAAAGCCCUGUUUUGAAGGUCUGAGGGAACCAGUUGCUGCCAGCACAUUGAUGAACGCCAACAUCAUUGACAAGGCCACAUUUGAGCAGCUCCAGCAGGGCACAAAGACUCCUCAGGAAGUGAGUGAAGACGAUAAAGUCAGGAAGUAUCUGCAAGGCACAGACCGCAUCGACGCCAUCGCAAUGGACGGAACAAACGAAAAGCUAAGCAUAUAUCAAGCAAUGAAAAAUAACAUUUUGCAAGCUAACACUGGCCUCGCACUGCUCGAAGCCCAAGCUGGAACUGGUUUCAUAACAGACCCCAUCAAAAACAUCAAAUAUUCCGUGGAUGAUGCCGUCAAGGCUGGAGCUGUCGGCCCAGAGCUUCAUGAGAAACUUCUCUCUGCUGAAAAAGCCGUGACAGGAUACAAAGAUCCUUACACUGGCACUAAGAUUUCUCUGUUCCAAGCCCUGAAGAAAGAACUGGUGCUGAGGGAGCAUGCCAUUCCUCUUCUGGAGGCUCAGCUGAACACAGGAGGCCUCAUCGAUCCCGUCGGUAGCCAUCGUAUUCCCACCGAGGUCGCCAUUCAGCGAGGCUUUUUAAGUAAACACAUGGCCAAAUCUUUAAACGAACCCUCGGGUGACGUCCGGUGCUUCACCAAUCCCAACACCAAUGAAAGUGUCACGUACAAGCAGCUUCUGGAGAAAUGUGUCAAAGAUCCCAACUCUGGUCUGUGCUACCUGCCGCUGUCCAAGGCUGAAGCUUCUCCCACUGAGAAGUCCUACAAGUACACUGAGGAGCAAGCCCAGGCAGAUCUAGCCAACACUCAAAUUGAGAUCCCACACAAGAGCUUUGAAGGCAAGAGCUUGACCAUCUGGGAAAUCAUUAACUCAAACAUGCUUCCCGAGGAGGAGAGACGCCGCCUCAUGGAGCAGUAUCGCUUGGGGACAAUCACCAAGGACAGAAUGCUCAUCAUUGUCAUUGAAAUAAUUGAGCAAAGGGAAGCCGAAAAGGUUGAGCAGGGCAUGUCGUGCGACAUCAUCAGAAGGAGAAUUACAAUAGAGGAGCUUUACAGUGCUCGAAUUAUAGACUUGCACACUUACAACCUCUUGAAGCAAGAAAAAAUGACCAUCAGCGAGAUUAUGGCGAUGCCAUCGGUCAAACAGUACCUCUUUGGCACCGGUUGCAUUGCCGGGAUCAUGUCAGACACUCCCAGCAAGGUCAGCAUCUAUCAAGCCAUGAAAAACGGAAAGAUUAAGCCUGAAGUUGCUCUGACGCUCCUCGAGGCCCAAGCAGCAACUGGCUUCAUUGUCGAUCCUGUGAAAGACGAACUUCUCACGGUGGAUGAAGCAGUGCGCAAAGGGCUCGUGGGGCCUGAACUUCAUGACAAACUUCUCUCUGCCGAGAGAGCGGUGACAGGCUACAAGGAUCCAUACAGUGGAAAAGUGAUUUCACUCUUCCAGGCAAUGAAGAAAGAUCUGGUUCCUGAGGAUUACGCUUUGAGGCUCCUGGAAGCCCAGAAUGCCACCGGGGGCUUGAUGGAUCCUGAAUACUACUUCCGCCUGCCCGCAGAUGUUGCCAUGCAGCGCGGGUACAUCAACAAAGAGACAUUGGACAGAAUAUCUGAACCCGCCGCCGAUGUGCAAGGUUAUACCGACCCCACAACAGACGAGAACCUGACCUACGCUCAGCUGCUGAAAAGAUGUCGGCUGGACAAAGAGAGUGGACAGCGGCUGCUGUCGCUGGCGGACAGGAGGCUCCUCUUCAAGGGUCUCAGGAAGCAAAUCACCGUGGACGAGCUGCUUCGUUCGCAGAUCAUUGACCAAAAGACGUACAACGAACUCACUCAGGGCAACAUCAGCGUGGAGGAGGUCAGCAGAGACCUGAAGAAGUACCUCGAAGGCGUCAGCUGCAUUGCUGGCGUCUUUGUAGAAGCCACCAAAGACUGCUUGUCCAUCUACCAAGCCAUGAAGAAGAACAUGAUCAGACCGGGAACCGCCUUUGAGCUGCUUGAGGCCCAGGCUGCGACAGGGUAUGUGAUCGACCCCAUCAAAAAUCUAAAACUCAAUGUCAACGAGGCCGUUAAGAUGGGUGUCGUGGGUCCAGAGUUUAAAGACAAACUGCUGUCAGCUGAGCGAGCGGUCACGGGCUAUAGGGACCCUUAUUCUGGCAAGCUCAUCUCACUGUUCCAGGCCAUGAAGAAGGACUUGAUCUUGAAAGACCACGGCAUCCGCUUGCUCGAGGCUCAGAUUGCCACGGGUGGAAUCAUUGACCCCCAGGAGAGCCAUCGCUUGCCGGUGGAAGCGGCGUACGAACGUGGCCUGUUUGACGAAGAGAUGAACCACAUACUCACCGACCCGUCUGACGACACUAAGGGCUUCUUCGACCCCAACAGUGAAGAAAACCUCACUUACCUUCAGCUCAUGGAGAGAUGCAUGACUGACCCGCAAACAGGUCUCGCUCUCCUUUUGCUGAAGGAAAAGAAGCGGGAAAGGAAGACUUCCUCCAAGUCAUCCGUUCGAAAACGCAGAGUUGUUAUCGUUGAUCCGGAGACGGGCAAGGAGAUGUCCGUAUAUGAGGCUUACCAGAAAGGACUUAUUGACCACCAGACCUAUUUGGAGCUAGCCGAGCAGGAGUGCGAAUGGGAGGAAAUUACCAGCACCUCGUCUGCCGGAGUUGUAAAAUCCAAGAUCAUCGACAGGAGGUCCGGUCGACAGUACGACAUCGACGAUGCCAUCUCAAGCGGCCUGAUUGAGAAGUCUGCGCUGGACCAGUACCGUGCUGGAAGUCUAUCCAUCACCGAGUUUGCAGACAUGCUAUCUGGAAACUCCAGCGGAGUCAGAUCACGGUCGUCCUCCUUUGGCUCCACUUCGUCUUACACCUCAAGUCCAAUGCCCAGCAUAAAAACACCGACUGUCACGUGGAACGACCCCACCGAGGAAAGCGGCCCCGUAGCUGGAAUCUUGGACACGGGAACACUAGAGAAGGUGUCUGUCACCGAGGCCAUUCGCAGAAACCUCGUGGACAACAUAACCGGUCAGAGGCUGCUGGAAGCUCAGGUCUGCACUGGAGGAAUCAUCGACCCAAACACUGGUGAAAAAUUCUCUGUCACAGACGCAAUGAACAAAGGACUUGUGGACAAGAUCAUGGUGGACCGUAUCAGCCUCGCACAGAAGGCUUGUAACGGAUUCGAGGACCCUCGAACCAAAACCAAAAUGUCAGCGGCCCAAGCACUCAAGAAAGGGUGGUUGUACUAUGAGGCCGGCCAGCGGUUCCUGGAAGUCCAAUAUCUGACUGGUGGUUUAAUUGAACCAGACGUCACCCACAGAGUCUCACUGGACGAUGCCUUGAAGAAGGGCACCUUGGACGCACGCACUGCACAGAAGCUACGUGACGUCAACACGCACUCAAAGUACCUCACCUGCCCCAAAACCAAACUCAAAAUCUCCUACAAGGACGCAUUAGACAGAAGCAUGAUUGAGGAGGGCACCGGCCUCAGACUUCUGGAGGCGUCCUCCCAGUCCAGUAAAGGCCUCUACAGUCCCUACAGCGUCAGCGGCUCAGGCUCAGCUACCGGCUCACGGUCGGGCUCCAGGACUGGUUCCAGGUCGGGCUCCAGAAGAGGGAGCUUUGACGCAACCGGAUCCAGUUUCACCACCACCUUCUCCUCCUCCUCCUCAUCUUCGUACAGUUCGCCAAGUUACGGCCGCCGAUAUUGAGGACUGACGAUAGAGCCGCCGAGAUGCCUAACUGUCAUUGGACUCGAGACUACCAAGUUUCUGCUCUGCAUGUGGCUGUUGCAAGACUUUAAAUAUUUCAUUUUGUACAACUUAGACUUCUUUGUUUGUUUAUCUAUACCUUGCAAGUGUACAUUUUAUUUUAACAGUAAAUUAAUUACUGUUACUGAGAGGAAAUUAGCUUUGAGCGUAACACUACCGUUACACCGUUGUCGUCGAGCCUUCUGAAUAUAGAGCGUCUUUCUCCAAAAUGAAUAUAUUGAAAGCUAAAUGCCGGAGUCGGAGUCGGCACGAUCGCUGACAUGGCUAAUGUCUCUCUAACGCUAAGCUUCGAGAUCUUUAUCCCCGGUCACGGUGCUGCGCACCUACUACACUGCUAGAACUGGACCCCAUUCCCGACGUUACUCGUAAAACCUGGACUUGCAGCUCACUGGAAGACCGCCAACACGUCAAUCUGAACUCGUAGACUCUUGACCCCAAAGUAACCCAAGUCGUCGCUGAUUCUCCAGAACCCCCCCAACCGGUACGCGAGAACACAAUAGUCAACAUUGUCUUGUCCGCCAAGUCCUGUCGUCCCACAUCCCGUGUUCUCCUUUUUAGAUACCGCACCCUCUCUGCUCCGUGUCUUCCAGAGACCUUGACCCUGAACUAUCACUGUAACCGGAAUGUAUGCAAAAGAGUCCCUCUUGCGACUAACCCCGAGCUCACUCGACAUGAGAACGCCUUCAAGUGCCUGCAUAAAAAGAAACGCGUCAAGACGUUUAGGGCGGCUGCCGCAUAUUACCAAGAUGGUGCUUUGGUUUUGACGCUUGCAUAACUGACCGAGCAGGAUGCGAUCAGGUUUAUCUCACAAACCACAUUAAACACUUAUGAAUGUUAAUUAUGACGUGACUGUAUACACACACACCACUGCUGGUUUUGUUUCUUUCUUUCUUUUGCCGCUAGCCUUCCAGCCUUUCUAUUUUUUGAUGUUAAAACUUCUUUGUAAAGCAAAGCCUAAUUAUGUGGCCUAUAUCCUUUUAUUUUCCUACACACUAUAUUUCUGAGUUGCAUGAUUUACUAACAUUUAAACAAAACACAAAUGCAAAUAUAAAUCGGGCCAUACCCUUGAAAUCAUUUGUUGUAUUAUUAUUGUGAUGAUGAUGAUGCACCAAAGGGGUUUGAAGGAUGUAUUUUAACGCGUGGUGUAUUUUUAAUUAAAAAAAAACGCCGAAAAGGAAUAGAGUUGUAACACCCUCGCUAUGUAAAUAAACAAGGACAUGAAACA
Messenger RNA from Phyllopteryx taeniolatus (common seadragon), 16340 nucleotides. RefSeq names its product plectin a (gene pleca). The coding region runs from base 1046 to 15055 and encodes 4669 amino acids. Gene Ontology annotation, cellular component: intermediate filament; cytoskeleton; focal adhesion. Gene Ontology annotation, molecular function: structural constituent of muscle; structural constituent of cytoskeleton; cadherin binding. The record is from RefSeq and is a predicted model, not a curated record. Gene Ontology annotation, biological process: wound healing; intermediate filament cytoskeleton organization; hemidesmosome assembly. The transcript has 35 exons. NCBI's taxonomy places the organism in Eukaryota, Metazoa, Chordata, Actinopteri, Syngnathiformes, Syngnathidae.